Triplophysa dalaica is the source of this 732-nucleotide messenger RNA. Its product is annotated as coiled-coil domain-containing protein 134-like. The transcript is spliced from 7 exons. The record is from RefSeq and is a predicted model, not a curated record. Lineage: Eukaryota; Metazoa; Chordata; Actinopteri; Cypriniformes; Nemacheilidae. The coding region runs from base 1 to 732 and encodes 243 amino acids.
AUGAGUUUAACCGAUGAUCGCUCGUGUCGCGUGUCAGUGAUCAUGUUGAGCGUUUGGACCCUGAUGAUGAUGAUGCUGGUGACCCCGACGGCCCUCGCCUCAAACUCUGACACACAUCACAGACACAAACAUGACUCAAACCUGGAGAUCUAUAAGCGUUUGUUUGAGACGAAGAGGAAAGAUCAACUGAACGCUCUGAAGAAUCUGGUGGAGCUGAACGACAUCAACCAGCAGUACAAGAUCAUCGACAUCAUGCUGAAGGGACUCUUCAAGGUGCUGGAGGACUCUCGAGCUGUUCUCAUAGCUGCUCAUCUACAACCGGAUGAUCCGUUCCCACAGGACCACAAAAUCAAAGAAGCGUACUCUCAUGUGGUGGAGAACACGGCGUUCUUCGGUGACGUGGCUCUGAGGUUUCCUCGUAUCGUUCAUCAUUAUUUUGAUGGUAAUGCUGAAUGGAACGGUCUGCUGCGCUGGGGUCUUUCCUUCUGUAACCAGACGGGGAUUUUUACUGGAGGAGCACACCAACACGUCCUCACGCUGAUGUCACAGGAGCUUGGAAUCACAGAGAAAUCUCCAGACUUCAUCAAUCCCUACCGCACAGAGAGAGACGACAUGCUACACACGGCUGAGGCGUUCCAGAAGAUUCUCCGUGAGGAGGACAAGAGGAGGAGGAAGGAAGAGAAGAGGAAGGAGAUCAGGAAAGGACCUCGGAUCUCUCGCUCAGAGUUAUAG